Bufo gargarizans (Asiatic toad) is the source of this 1279-nucleotide messenger RNA. Its product is annotated as 4-hydroxy-2-oxoglutarate aldolase, mitochondrial-like. Gene Ontology annotation, biological process: N-acetylneuraminate catabolic process. Gene Ontology annotation, molecular function: N-acetylneuraminate lyase activity; 4-hydroxy-tetrahydrodipicolinate synthase activity. The coding region runs from base 100 to 1086 and encodes 328 amino acids. The record is from RefSeq and is a predicted model, not a curated record. The transcript is spliced from 8 exons. Lineage: Eukaryota; Metazoa; Chordata; Amphibia; Anura; Bufonidae.
ACCAGCAGGGGCUGCAGGGAGGGAGAUUUUCAGAGAGGUCUCAGCACAAGGCGGCAGGAAGGCCGCUCAGACAGCGCUGAGACAUUCACUGCUCCAGAAAUGCUGCUCAGAUCUCUGCUCCCGGUCUGUAUGAGGGGAGUCCGCGGUACUGGGACCCCCAGAGCUAUGCACCAGCUGGCCAGCACUGCAAAGCCUGCCCUGGAUAUCUCGGGCAUUUACCCUCCGAUAUCGACCCCCUUCGAUGAGCGGGAACAGGUGGACUAUGACAAGCUGGAGGAGAACCUGCAAAAGUACUCAAGCAUCCCAUUCCGAGGCAUAGUUGUUCAAGGGUCAAAUGGAGAGUAUGCUUACAUGAGCAGGGAGGAGAGGCUGGAGAUCGUGCACAGGGUCCGUCAGAAGCUCCCUAAGGAGAAGAUUCUAAUUGCAGGAUCAGGAUGUGAAUCAACACAGGCCACUAUUGAAAUGAGCCGUCAGAUGGGAGAGGCUGGAGCAGAAGCCGUUCUUGUGGUGACACCGUGCUACUAUCGAGGCAGAAUGACUAGUUCUGCUCUAGUUCAUCAUUACACUAAGGUUGCAGACUCUUCCCCUGUGCCCGUUAUCCUCUACAGUGUUCCUGGGAACACGGGGCUGGACCUGCCUGUGGAUGCUGUUGUUGCCUUGGCAAAACACCCCAACAUCAUAGGGAUCAAGGAUAGCGGAGGAGAUAUCACACGUAUGGGACUUAUAAUACAUAAAACCCAGCACCUGGACUUCCAGGUGCUAUCUGGAUCUGCAAGCUUCCUCCUGGCAGGAUACGCAGUUGGUGCAGUCGGAGGGGUUUGUGCUCUUGCUAACGUCCUGGGUGCCCAAGUGUGUAAACUGGAGAGACUGUGUGUCGGUGGGCAGUGGCAGGAGGCAAGAAAGCUGCAGCUUCGAUUAAUCGAGCCAAACGCUGCUGUGACGCGCAGUUUUGGGAUCCCAGGCAUGAAGCAGGCCAUGGAGUGGUUUGGAUACCAUGGAGGCAAUUGCCGUUCGCCCCUGGUACCGCUGACCGAGCAGGAGCAGAAGGAGCUGAGGGGGGUUUUUACUAGUAAUGGAUGGCUUUAGCUGAAAUGUGAAGAAAGCAACAGAAAUCGACAAGAAAUCAAAUAAAACUCGACAUCGUGUUUUAUUUAUCAUCAGGAGUUUGAUUUGAAAGUCUGCCCUGAUAUCCACACUGUACGUCUUCUAAAUCCUCAUUGAUUUGUAUUACUCUGUACGUUGUUGCAAUAAAUCCGCCAUGUCUGCACAUACUCUUAGG